AUGGAACUAGUGUUCGACACCAACAACAAGUUCCUCGAGUACUGGGCCGACUCGCCAAUGAUCACCGUCACGGCAGAUGUCGUUGAUAUUACCCAGCCGAUGGUCAUUGCUACUGUCCCGAUCAAGUGGCAUGUUCGGUCGAAGCCGACGUUCAAGUGGGACCAUGUCCAUCGAGUCGCACAGAUGACGGUAGUUGAGUCAGGCCACUUGCUCAAUGACAAGCUUGAGCGAGUCGACAUGACCACGGCACCGGCAGCGGGCAAGUAUCGCUUCGUUACGAAUGAGGAAUGUGAGCCGAAUUAGCACGGGUCACAACACCUUCUAAUCUUUAACGUUGGUCGUACGAUGCUUGGCUCUUUCUGGCUCUCUUCUCUGAACAGGCGCAUCGCACUUCAUGCUUGUCACCGGACCGAUGGCAAGCGCCCCUACCGUCUCCCGGCGUGCAUCGCUGUAUGCGGCGACAGCAGCACCGUAAGCAACUCCGAGAGGUCUUCAGAAACUGGCCAGGUAAGAAGUACCACUGUGUCCGACCGAUGUAAGAUCUCCAAAACUACCCUUUGCGUUGCAUCAAUUUCUUCCACAGUACCCGUUUCGCAAAGCGCUCCUCGCUCGUGACCAAAGAUGUCUGGUCACAGGCCUCCCAGUCGAAUGCACCCUCGCAUGCCACUUCAUCCCAAUGAAUCGCCAAGACGUGGGUCGCAGUUUUAUCUGA
Molecule: messenger RNA, 712 nt
Organism: Microbotryum saponariae
Lineage: Eukaryota; Fungi; Basidiomycota; Microbotryomycetes; Microbotryales; Microbotryaceae
Source: the annotation of a GenBank genome assembly